Molecule: messenger RNA, 1540 nt
Organism: Acanthochromis polyacanthus (spiny chromis)
Lineage: Eukaryota; Metazoa; Chordata; Actinopteri; Pomacentridae
Gene: bcl2l10
Product: BCL2 like 10
Exons: 3
Coding region: 132-716 (194 amino acids)
Biological process (GO): regulation of apoptotic process; extrinsic apoptotic signaling pathway in absence of ligand; intrinsic apoptotic signaling pathway in response to DNA damage
Cellular component (GO): mitochondrial outer membrane
Molecular function (GO): protein homodimerization activity; protein heterodimerization activity
Source: RefSeq, a predicted model, not a curated record
GUCUAUAUAAAGUGCCGGGGGAGGAGCCGGUGAUAAAUGCGAGCAGCGCUGAAGGGAAGCUACGACUCCACCGAGGUUCUCCUUCCGCCGUCUGUGUGUGCUGAGAGCAGUCUGAUAUCGCUGGGAGGAAAAUGUCCUGUGGGCUAUGGAAAGAGACUGUGGUCCUGGCAGAGGACUACCUGUCCCUGUGCUGUGCAGGCCCACAUCAAGCCCCUCCACCUCCCAGCGAGUCAGCCGCUGCCAUGAGGCGUCUGGCCCAAGACAUGGAGAAGCAGCACCAGGCUCGCUUCCACUCCCUCACUCAGGCCUUCCUGAGGCAGUGCGGGCCGGACUUCUGCUCCAGCCUCAGGAUGGUGAUGGAGGAGCUGGUGGAAGAUGGACACUUGAACUGGGGGAGGGUUGUUUCCCUUUUCACCUUUACUGGGGUGCUGGCCAGACAGCUGCUGGAGCAGAAGGACACAAAGCCGGGGCUGGACCCCGGGAAGCGACAGGAACUGGGACAGAGGCCUGUAAACUGCAGAGGACUGGCAGAGACCAUAGCUGAUUACUUGGGAGAGGAGAAGAAAGACUGGCUGUUGGAGAAUGAUGGAUGGGAAGGCUUCUGUAAGUUCUCCCUCAGUGCCAGAAAGGCGAGUCAGGACUUGUCCAUGAAGACAGCGCUGUUUGCUGCUGCCGGUGUCGGCCUCGCUGGACUCACCUUCCUCCUGGUGCGCUAACCAGCCUUCUGCAUCCAUACCCACGCCAUCAUCCAUGUUUUCAGUUUAUUUGACACAACUACGUAGACUUUUGAAUUCUAACAGUAAUGCUGGAAUCUGUAGUGAAUUCAGGGUUCAUGUACAUCAAUUGAAUGUUUGCACAUACUCGGACCCCACACACAUUAAUACUGACGUUCUGUCACUUGCUCCUUAAGAUUGUAAAAACGAUUUCAAUGCCUUCAGUAAUUUUGGAGUGAGUGACAUCAGUUUGCAUAUCUUAGGUUAAUUACUAAAGCACAGGCUUCUGCACAGAAUCGCCUCUCUUUUGAAGUUUGUAUUGUCAACUGUGCAGCUAAAAGGCAUAAUCUCAUUUUCCCCACAGAUUUUUUUUUUUUUUGAUUUUUACAAUUAUCAGCUGCCUUUUCACAGGCUUACCUGAGUUGUGUAUGUGGUAUAGAGGCAUUCUAGUGUACAAUGUAUAAAUUAAUAUAUUAUAUUUAUAUGAAAUGAAAGCGUGAGCAAUGGCCCUUUUCUAUCCGAUCCACAGUUAAGUUGGUUGUUUUUCAAGUUGGUCCUACAUUCAUGUGUUAAUGUCUGUGAUUUACGAGGUCAGCUGAGCUGCACAGUGCAGCGCUGAUGACCACACAACGGUGCUAUAAUAUGUUGUGAAAUGUUUCUCAUCAAUCCACCACACCAGGGACCAAUCUGAUUUCAGACAUAUUGCUCUUAGAACAAACCGUUGCUAUAAGCCCCCCCCCCCCCAAAUCUCUGAAACAUUAUAUUUUUACAUUGUUUUGUUUUAUUUAUUUGUCACCGUUUUUGUAAUAAAAGGAAACAAUCGUGGA